Messenger RNA from Fraxinus pennsylvanica, 1047 nucleotides. The record is from the annotation of a GenBank genome assembly. Lineage: Eukaryota; Viridiplantae; Streptophyta; Magnoliopsida; Lamiales; Oleaceae.
AUGGGUGUAUUCUGCGGUGGCUUCCUCCGCGACACAUGGGAUCGUGCCACUGAUCGUUGCUUCCGCUUUUUUCCCUGUCUAUCUGAUCCGGCUCGGAGAUCUACUUUAUGUUUGAAGGUGGCUUUGGUGACGCUCCAUCUGAUUUUUCUCGGGGUUUUAUUUGCGUUAGAUAGAGAUUUGAUUGUCAGAACCAGAGAAGACCCAUGGUACACCGCAAUAUAUUUGUUACUAUUCGUUGCUACACUGGCUCAGUAUUUUAUCACCUCUGGAACGUCUCCUGGCUAUGUACUUGAUGCGCAGAAGGCUGUCGAUGAGAGAGAUGCUUUAGUUAGAAGGACAUCAGUGGAUACAAAACAACCAGCUUCAAGCAAAAAUGGCAGUGUUGUUAUCACAGUGGACCAGAACCAAUCAGGCCGGAAUUAUCAGAGAAGUAAUGUUACAGCUUGGACAAAGCUAGUGAUGGAUAUGUACCCUCCAGGAUCAUCUAUUAGAAAUUGGACAUGCACUUACUGCAACGUUGUGCAGCCCCCACGAGCAAAGCAUUGUCAUGAUUGUGACAAAUGCGUUCUUCAAUUUGAUCAUCAUUGCGUUUGGCUAGGGACAUGCAUAGGACAGAGAAACCAUUGCCGGUUUUGGUGGUACAUUCUUGAAGAAACAGCCUUGUGCCUUUGGACUAGCAUCUUGUACAUUGUCUACCUUAAGUAUAAUAUAUCAAAAACAUGGUGGGUUGAUAUAAUCGUAAUCUUGCUUUUGGGUACCUUGUCAAUUUGUUUGAUCUUUCUACUACUGCUGCUCCUUUUUCAUAGCUACCUAAUUGUGACUAAUCAAACCACCUAUGAACUCGUAAGAAGGCGACGCGUUCCAUAUUUAAGGGGAGUUCCUCAGAGAGUUUAUCCAUUCAGCAAAGGACUCUGCAGAAAUUUGUACGUCUUCUGUUGUGCCCGAAACAGCAUUCUGCAGAUGGAACCAAUGCCAUCUCCUCAAGAACUCGCAGAUAUGUCGAGACCCUAUACAUGCUUGGACAUUUUAUCUUGUCGUUGCUUCUGA